UUUGCCUUCUGAAUAUAUUGGGAAAAUUAAGAAAUCAUAGGUUGACAGGAAUUGUCAAAAUUAACUGGCAGGCGCAGCCUGAAACACCUUGUUUUAACGUGUGUUUUGUUGAUAAUCAAAGUUUAAAACAAAUACAUAAUGGAAAACAACGUUGCUUUAGAUUCCACCAAAAAAAGAAAGUUUCUUAAAUCCAUUAAAUCUCUGAAGAAAUUAAUCAAGAAAAAUGAGAAAGGAGUGGUGGAAAAGCCUCUUGAAGAAAAGAAGAAAAGGCCAAAAAGGGUUAAGCCGGACAGGGGUUUAGUUUAUUUGUCGCAUAUUCCACAUGGAUUUUAUGAGCACCAAAUGACUGAGUAUUUCAAGCAAUUUGGAGGGGUGACAAAUGCAAGAGUGAUUAGAUCAAGACGUACAGGAAGAUCUAAAGGAUUUGCUUUUGUUGAAUUCAGAGAGCCAGCCGUGGCUCAGAUUGUUGCAGAGACCAUGAACAACUAUCUAAUGGGGAAAAGGUUGAUAAAGGCUGCUUACAUCCCUCCAGAAAAAAUAAGACGCUUUGCUCUAAGGAAAAAUUGGAAUGAUGUAUAUCACCCAGCUGCAGUGGAAAGAACUAAACAAAAAAAGUCAUUUAAUGCAGUCAAAAGUGAUAGUGAGGAGCUGAAGAAGGCAAGAAAAAUGCUUUCUAACUUAGAGAAAACAAAAAAGAAGUUAUCUGAAUUUGGUAUUAAUUAUGAUUUUAUGCCUGUUGAUAUACCAUUGGAAUUGAUUAAAAUAAAACAAGAAAGAGAAGAAAAUGAAAACACAGUAAAAGAAGAAACAGAUGUGAAACCAACAAAGAAAGAAAAGAAGAAGGGGGAAAGAAAACAAUGGUGAUAAAAAACCUGUAGAAGAAACAAAGCAAGAAAAAAAAACGGAACCUGUUAAAGCCGAAAAGGAUGUAAAACCCAAAAAAGAACCUAAAGUUAAAAAAAGUGAGCCUAAUGCUAAUAAAAAUAACUCUAAAACUAUAAAUGCACCUAAAGUUAAUAAAAAUGCCCCUAAAGCUAAUAAAAAUGAAUCUAAAGCAAAAAAAGAUAAACCAGAAGCAAAGGUAGAUAAAAAAGAACAGGAACAAAAACAGAAGAAAUUGGACCAGGCUGGAGUUAAGAGUGUAGAAAAUUUCAUUAAGGUCCAGGAAUCUGAUGAUGAUAGUGACAGUUCAGCAGAUUUUGAUUCUGAUGAAUAUGAAAAAAUGUUGAGCAAUGAGUCUGAUUUAGGUUCAGAUGAGAGUGAAGAAUCUGAUGAUGAGUCAGGUGAUGAGGAUGUUGAUGACGAUGAAGAGAAUGAUGACGAAGUUGAA
Molecule: messenger RNA, 1330 nt
Organism: Manduca sexta (tobacco hornworm)
Lineage: Eukaryota; Metazoa; Arthropoda; Insecta; Lepidoptera; Sphingidae
Product: MKI67 FHA domain-interacting nucleolar phosphoprotein-like
Exons: 6
Coding region: 139-864 (241 amino acids)
Biological process (GO): maturation of LSU-rRNA from tricistronic rRNA transcript (SSU-rRNA, 5.8S rRNA, LSU-rRNA)
Cellular component (GO): nucleolus
Molecular function (GO): RNA binding
Source: RefSeq, a predicted model, not a curated record